Molecule: messenger RNA, 3953 nt
Organism: Didymodactylos carnosus
Lineage: Eukaryota; Metazoa; Rotifera; Eurotatoria; Philodinida; Philodinidae
Source: the annotation of a GenBank genome assembly
AUUGUUAAUCGUAAAAUGGUUGUAAUUCUUGUAUUCAGUAAGCCUCAUCAUCUGGAAUAUAUACCAUUGAUAGCUGGGGUAUUUAGCGCUGUAUUUUUAUGCUAGAAGAAAAUGACUCCUUUUGAAUCAAACGUUAUUUCAUUUGAUUGAAAACAUGUUUGAUGGAAAGUAUUUAAAAGUAUUUGGUGCAACGGGAUGAGAGAAAAACGCUUUUCACAGAAUUUUGCCGGAGAGUUAGAAAUCUAGGCCUAGUGCGCAGUUACACGAAUAUUUCGCGAAAACUUGAAAGUGAAAUUUUUUGAUUAAUAUUUUGUCCUUGUAGUGAGGGAUUGCCUUGAAAUUUUGUAAUUAUUUUGGAGCAGUUGAAAGUUGAAGAAAAUACUGACCUAAAGUGACUGAAUAGACUAUAUUUGUCUAGUUUGAGUGAAUUAUUUCGAGACUUGUCAGUUAUAUUUGGUUCAGCUGUUGAAUACUCAACUCUCGAUCGCUCAAACGUCGAUUGACGAAGUUUCACGCCCCAGCUAGGAAAAGAAAUUCCAAUUCAAAAACGGUAUUUUUGAAUUGGAAAAAAGCAUUGGAAUCUAAAGUAAAGAAAAAGUAAGUAGAGUCAUAGCGAAAGAACAUUUAUCAUUUGACGUACGACACAGUACUUUCUCCAAAACAACGCAUAAUCACUUUUUCUCAUGAGAAGAUAGUCCAGAUCAUGACAAUAAUUUCGUUUAAAAUAAGUUAGAAACUGGUUCGUUCUCCUUAAGGGCACUAUUGGAUAAUUUUCUUUUUUUGUUCAUUAUUAAUUUUAGUGGCCUUCUUAAGAUGUUCGUUGCAUUCCAUGUAAAUAGUACAUGACAAAACUGACUACACCAAUCGAAAGAAUAGAGUUUAGACUAUAUUUUGGAUCAUAUUAUAAUGAAGUUGUUACACAAAAGAGAAUAGGAUGAAAUUGUGACUCGAUAACUCAGGUAAUUAGAGCGUUGACACGGAAUAUCAUGAUCCUGGGUUCGAGUCCUAUUCGAAUCAUAUUUUCUUUCGUUCAGUUGUUUCACAUCAUUUCAGAAAUAACAAUAUACGUCAUUUAACAAAAGAUAUAAUCUGUUAUUUUCGAAAUUUGAAAAUAAGGAAGAUCUAAACACAAGAUUGUGCAAGAACUUUUGACUUACUCCAUGGGGAAAUUUUGUUGAAGUAUCACGACGUUGAGAUCGUGCAGUUGCAACAUCAAAUGCAUAAUCACGUGUGAACUUUCUAUAAUUUUAUACUCGUUUACAAGCAAAAAUUUCUUUUCACACACCAUUUUACAAUGUCGAUAUGCCACCACAGUUCAUUUCACGAUAUUCAUCACUAACGUGUAGUUGAUAUUUUAGAACGUUUUGAUGUUACAUUUCUUCAUUUUGUUUUCUUCUUCAGAGUCAUAUGAAAAGUAUGGAACAAAUGAAUUAGAAGACGAUAAACCUGAUAUAGUGGCAAAAGUAAAGAAUGCUGAUGAAGACAGUCGAUUCAGAAUUAAAGAAAGAUCUAUUUUACAAGCAAAAUUAACUAAAUUAGCCAUACAAAUUGGUUAUGCUGGCAUGACAAUGGCCAUAUUAACCAUAGUCGUAUUAUUAAUUCGUUUUUCGGUUGAAGAAUUUGCUUAUAAAAAAGAAAAAUGGAAUAAUAAAUAUUGGAAUCGUUUAGUAAAAUAUUUAAUCACCGGUAUAUCAGUGUUAGUCGUAGCCGUUCCUGAAGGUUUACCGCUAGCUGUCACAAUAUCAUUGGCCUACGCUGUUAAACAAAUGAUGCACGAUAAUAAUUUGGUGAGACAUUUGGAUGCAUGUGAAACAAUGGGUAAUGUUACGGCAAUAUGUUCUGAUAAAACGGGAACAUUGACAACAAAUCGUAUGACAGUUGUGCAAGUAUACGUGGGUGAAAAAUAUUAUAAAAAUAUAGAACAACUACAAAAAGGGAACGAAAUGGUUAUACCAAUUAGAACACGUGAUAUUAUUAUAGAAGGCAUUGCAGUCAACAGUAGUUAUUCGACCAAAUUAUUGCCUCCAUCUGAGAAAGAGACGCUACCAAAACAAGUUGGUAAUAAAACUGAAUGUGCUUUAUUGAGUUUUGUUGUUAAUUGUGGUGGAUCGUAUGAUGAAAUUCGGCAACGUUAUCCAGAAGAAUGUUUUGUUCAUGUUUAUACUUUCAAUUCGGUCAGAAAAUAUAUGUCAACAGUUAUAGAACAAGAUGAUGGAACGAUAAGAAUGUUUACGAAAGGAGCAUCAGAAAUUGUGCUGAAAAAAUGUACAUCUAUUUUGAACUGUAAUGGUGAAACGGUACCAUUCUCAUCUGUUGAUUAUGACCGUCUUGUUCAAAGUGUCAUUGAACCAAUGUCAUGUGAUGGACUAAGAACAAUUUGUAUUGCAUUCAAAGAUUAUCGACAAGGAGAAUUACCUGAUUGGGAUGAUGAAACAAACGUUGUGGAAGAUUUAACUUGUAUCUCUUUAUGUGGAAUUGAAGAUCCAGUUAGACCGGAAGUUAUAUCAGCUAUUAAUAAAUGUAAAAAAGCUGGUAUAACAGUACGAAUGGUCACCGGAGAUAAUGUACAUACAGCGCGAUCAAUAGCUAUUAAAUGUGGUAUUAUCACACCCAAUGAUAGUUUCUUAGUUUUGGAUGGAAAAGAAUUUAACAGAAGAAUUAGACGAAAACAAAAUGGACAUAUUGAUCAAGUUCAAUUUGAUAAAGUAUGGCCUAAUUUACGUGUAUUAGCUCGUUCAUCUCCACAAGAUAAAUAUAUGGUUGUAACUGGAAUAAUUGCAUCAAAAAUAAAUCCAUCGCGAGAAGUGGUGGCCGUAACGGGAGAUGGAACAAAUGAUGGACCAGCGUUGAAAAAAGCUGAUGUUGGAUUUGCUAUGGGUAUUCAAGGUACAGAUGUGGCGAAAGAAGCAUCGGAUAUUAUAUUAGUUGAUGACGAUUUUUCAAGCAUAGUUAAAGCAAUAAUGUGGGGUCGUAAUGUAUAUGAUAGUAUUGCAAAAUUUUUACAAUUUCAAUUAACGGCAAAUUUAUCGGCUGGUUUAAUAUCUGUUAUAUCAGCUGCAGCUAUUAGCACUGUGCCAUUACGUGCUGUUCAAAUGCUUUGGGUCAACUUGGUUAUGGAUACACUAGCAUCAUUAGCGUUAGCAUCCGAAAAACCAACAGAAGAACUUUUAAAACGAAAACCGUAUGGACGAACAAGAUCGAUAAUAUCUCGUCUUAUGCUACGUAAUAUAAUUGGACAAAGUUUAUAUCAAUUAGCUGUUAUGUUUGUCAUAUUGUAUUGUGGUGAAGAAUUUUUAAAUGUUAAUUCAGCUAUUCAUACGGUUGAAGAUAAUAGAAAACCAAAUCAACAUUUUACCAUUGUAUUUAAUGCUUUUGUAUUAAUGACUUUGUUCAAUGAAAUAAAUGCGAGAAAAUUACAUGGUGAAAGAAAUGUGUUUAAAGGAAUAUUAUCAAAUCCCGUUUUCUAUACCAUUUGGAUACUAUGUUUUAUUCUUAUUGUUACAUUUGGAAAUAAUGCAUUUAGUUGUGUUGCAUUGACAAUUGAACAAUGGGGUUGGUGUCUACUGUUUGGUGUUGGUUCACUAGUUUGGGCACAAAUAUUAAUAAUGAUUCCAGUAAAACCAUUUGUACGUUUAUAUUUCUGUUUCUGUCCAUGUUAUAAAAAUGUCAACAUUUCAAAUGAUGAUGAUGAUGAAUAUGAACAUAUUAAUCAUGAUGAUGAUAGUGAAACGAAUAUGGAUAAACGAAAAUUAUUUUCAUCUAAACGUUUUUCUCCAGCGUUAGUCAUGCGAUUAGGCGGUACGCCGUCAAAGAUACUAUGGCUAAGAGGAUUUACACGUUUACAGAUGCAAUUUCGAGUAAUACAUGCAUUUCGUAGUCGAUUAGAAGAAGUUAGAGAAAAAUUGUAUGAAGUGAGACAUUCUAGUCAACCGGGUUAUACAAAUAUUUGUUAA